This is a messenger RNA of Eruca vesicaria subsp. sativa (arugula), 177 nucleotides long. Lineage: Eukaryota; Viridiplantae; Streptophyta; Magnoliopsida; Brassicales; Brassicaceae. The record is from the annotation of a GenBank genome assembly.
AUGGAUAGGCUGAAGAACUCCAUCGCCAAAUGGAACACAUCAACCAUUAUAGAGAAAAUCAUCUCUCAUGUUGUGCCAUGGUUUGCUGGUGAAGUUGUUGACGCAGAUGGCCUUGAGAUGGACGGCGAUGAUGAGAAUACGGAGAUGGUGAUUAGGAUGUGGAAGGGAAGAAGAUGA